Messenger RNA from Nezara viridula (southern green stink bug), 1065 nucleotides. Lineage: Eukaryota; Metazoa; Arthropoda; Insecta; Hemiptera; Pentatomidae. The record is from the annotation of a GenBank genome assembly.
AUGGUAAGUAACCUACUCAAGUGCUUAACCACCGAUAGGGCGACCUUCAUACAUCUUCAGAUAAUCUACCAGCCCUUCCAGGGCUUGCUACCACCUUUACGGCCCAUUAUAGGUGUGGUAUCGGUGUUCUUCAUCUGCGUCUCGAUACUCUCGUUCUGCCUCAAGACGCACCCGGACAUGCGAGUCCCGGUCAUCAGGAACAUCACGGUCAACACCAGCGACAGCUCCUGGUCCUGGACCUUGGACAAAAACAUGACGAAUGCUCACAUCGCCUUCUUCUACAUCGAGUGCCUCUGCAACGCCUGGUUCACCUUCGAAUUCUUCGUCCGAUUCAUCGCCUGCCCCAACAAGUGUGACUUCAUCAAGUCAUCCGUCAACAUAAUCGAUUACGUCGCCACCCUCAGCUUCUACAUCGAUCUCAUAUUGGCAAAGUUUGCCAAGCACCUCGAAAACGCCGAUAUAUUAGAAUUCUUUUCGAUAAUCAGGAUAAUGAGGUUGUUUAAAUUGACGAGGCACUCUUCCGGCCUCAAGAUUCUAAUACAAACAUUUCGGGCCUCGGCGAAAGAGUUGACCUUAUUAGUUUUCUUCCUCGUCCUGGGGAUUGUGAUAUUCGCUUCGCUGGUGUACUACGCGGAGCGCAUCCAGGCGAACCCGGACAACAACUUCCACAGUAUCCCCCUGGGCCUGUGGUGGGCUCUGGUCACGAUGACCACGGUGGGGUACGGGGACAUGGUCCCCAAGACCUACGUCGGGAUGUUCGUGGGUGCGCUGUGCGCCCUGGCGGGUGUGCUGACGAUAGCCCUCCCCGUGCCCGUCAUCGUCUCCAACUUCGCCAUGUACUACUCGCACACCCAGGCGAGGGCGAAGCUGCCGAAGAAGAGGCGGAGAGUGCUGCCCGUGGAGCAGCCUAGGGCCCCGCGACUGCCGGCCCAGACCUGCCCCAACACUCAGGCGCCCCAGGCCAUCGCGGCGCAGAACAGGAGGAUGAACGCCAUCAAAGCCAACCAUCCCAAGGAUCAGCAGCCUCCAAAGAUGGGUGAGUAUCUCCAUCGCUAUCUAAAAUAA